Messenger RNA from Beta vulgaris subsp. vulgaris (sugar beet), 1051 nucleotides. Its product is annotated as cationic peroxidase 1. Gene Ontology annotation, molecular function: heme binding; peroxidase activity. Gene Ontology annotation, biological process: response to oxidative stress; hydrogen peroxide catabolic process. The coding region runs from base 1 to 1005 and encodes 334 amino acids. Lineage: Eukaryota; Viridiplantae; Streptophyta; Magnoliopsida; Caryophyllales; Amaranthaceae. The transcript is spliced from 4 exons. The record is from RefSeq and is a predicted model, not a curated record.
AUGGCUUCCUCAUCCUCCAACAUGAGGCUUCUACAAUGGUGUUUGUUCUGUGUGCUUUUGGGCACGGCAUUUGCCCAAUUGUCUGAGGACUACUAUUCAAGUUCAUGCCCUCAGGCACUCUCCAUCAUCGAAUCCGAAAUUAAGUCUGCCAUAUCCAAGGAUACUUACUUGGGAGCACCAUUGAUGAAAAUUCAUGUGAAAGAUUGCCUUUUUGGUGGAUGUGAUGGUUCCAUAAUGCUCAAUGAGACCGGGAGUUUCAUUGCAGGAAACCCCAAAGCCAAAAAUUUCAAUACAGAAACAGGAUAUGAAGUCAUUGAUGGGAUCAAAGCUCGGCUAGAGAAAGAAUGUCCAGGAGUUGUGUCUUGUGCCGAUAUCCUUGCCGUGGUUGCUCGGGAUGCUGUCGCCAAGCUUGGUGGACCAAAUUGGACAGUGCCAUUGGGGAGAAGAGACUCAGAUCAAGCAUUAAAAGUUCAACUUGAUAGCAUAGCCGGAAUUCUACUAGGGGAUUUAGACACAAAGAUUGCAGCCUUCAACGUGCUAGGCUUCACUAAGGAUGAAUAUGUGGCUUUACAAGGUGGUCACACGGUGGGAAGGGCGAGAUGCAUGUUCUACAAAAAACGCAUCCAUGACGAGAAGGUCGACAUCGACCCCAAGUACGCCGAGGCACUGCAGGCAAAUUGUCCGGCAAUCGGAGGGGAGAACAACACUGCAUCACUCGACACCACAACGCCGUACGUGUUCGACAAUGCAUACUUCACCAACUUGAUCAACAAGAAAGGUCUUCUUGAGUCUGACCAAGAACUAUACACUGGAAAGCGAGGGAAAACUGACUCAAUUGUUCAAUCUUUUAGCUCCAAUAAAGAGUUGUUCUUUGAGGUGUUUUCUAAGGCGUUUUUGAAGGUCGGAAACAUGCAGAUUGUUACUGGCACUAAUGGAGAAGUCAGAAAGAAUUGCCGCGUUAAGGGCAAUAAUAAUGUUUUACAAGGUCUUACCGAUCGACUUUAAAUAUGUUAUUGUCCAUUUUUAUAAUUAAAUAAAUAAAAAAAUUAUU